UAAUCCCGUAAUUGCUGUCCACAUGUUGCUGAUAUUGUUAACAUGUAUUCUGAGCAGCUUAUUUGUCGCCACCGACGGGCAAGAGCUCGAAAUCACAAUUCCAGAAAGCGGAACCAUACGUGGGGUUGAAGAGAUUCUGACCACCGGCGAAGUGGUUAGAAAAUACCUUGGCAUUCCGUAUGCUCAAGCAGAACGUUUUGAGAAACCURCUAGCCCAGAACCAUGGGAUGGAGUAAAGGACUGUGGUUCAUUUGGCCCUAUUUGCUACGAAUAUAAAGAAAAUCCUUCUGAAGCAGAUUUUGAUGAUUUUGACGAGGAUUGCUUGAACCUCAACGUCUACGUUCGCAGUGGUGGAACUGAAGCCUUGAAACCUGUGAUGGUAUGGAUCCAUGGUGGCGGAUACUCUGCAGGCAGUAACCGAGAGGUAGACGGCAGUUAUCUUGCAGGCUUAGGGAACGUGAUCGUUGUUUCAAUCAAUUAUCGUCUGACAGUGUUUGGAUUCAUUCAUGACAGAGAGAGUGGUUUCAAUGGAAAUUAUGGUCUUUUUGACCAGUUGGAAGCUCUAAAGUGGGUCAAUAGAAACAUCCAAUUAUUCGGAGGUGACCCAAGUCGUGUAACCAUAUUUGGUAACUCCGCUGGGGGUAUGAGCGUAUCGCUCCUUAGUCUUUCUCCAUUGGCCGAGGGCUUGUUCAAAUACGCCAUUAUGCAAUCCGGAUCGUCUCUUAGUCAACUUGCAUUUUCUUCAAGUUAUCAAGAUGGCUUAUUGGGUAGGCAGAUGACGCGAUUCAAUUGCACCGGCUACAACAGUACAAAGUCCUGUCUGAAAUUCAUCAACGCCGUUAAUUUAACCAACUUUUUACUGCCAGUUCCAUUCUACCCAGUGGUAGAUGGAGAAAUCAUUACAGAUGUCCCCUGGACAUUACUUAAGAGUGGAAACUUCACGCAAGAAAGCACUCUAAUGGGCGUGGCACUAAAUGAUGGCUCGUGUAUAACCAAUGCUAUACCGGAACGAGCGAACGGCACGAUUGACGUAGUCAAUACCAACAUGACACGAGAGUUCUUUCGACAAUCAGUUAAUGAGAUGUUUAAGGUGUUCUACAGAUACGCUUGGGAGCGUUCUUUCAAGGAUUUCUUCGGCCCUGCAAUAUUUCAAGAAUACAUGUACACAUCGAAGGGAAAUAUGACUGAUGAACAGCGRAUAAGAAAAAAUUUACUUAACGCGUUGACGGACGGUAUAUUUGCUGCCCCGGCAAUUGCGGAAGCCAAUCAUUAUGCUGAGAAAAACGAAACGAUUUUCUUCUACCAAGUUGAAUAUGGCUUGGACAUCCCGGAUUCCUUUAUCCGUCCACCUUAUUUGUCGAACGGUUAUCAUGAAACAGAGAAAUUCAUGGCAUUUGGAUUUCCUUUGAAAGACGAGGAGCGAGGUUUGCUAACAAGAGACAGCCGCCUAUCCCUCAAAGUCAUAACCAUGUGGUCAAACUUUGCUAAAACCGGAAAUCCCAACACCCCUCUCCCACUGGACAAAGUCUGGCCUGAGUACAAACUAGACACACAGAAAUAUAUGUCAAUCAAGCCCCACAUCAAGGUCAAGGACAAAUUGCGUCCCAGGCAAAUGGCAUUUUGGAAUGAAUAUCUCGAUCCCUCAUUUGACAGGAUCGUUAACUUAAUAAACAAUAUGGUUAGGCUGGGUAGGUUGAGCUGCGAAAUACGAUUUAAAGACACCACGACAAUGGAGGGUACGGAUUCCAUAAAGGAGUCUAUGUUUUCACGGUAACAAGGCCUAAAUAAGCCGGUUUUACACUAGAUUUGAGAUGACUGCGAAACGGCACGGACACGUUCACGGUACCUCGCCUGGUAUUGGCUCAAUAUAGACAACACUAAAUUAAGAACAUAUCACAAUUUCARUGCAACACAGUUAGGUGACAUAAGGUGAGGUGAUGCACUCUUUUAACACUCCUCUACCUUAAARCCCAUAAUAAAUAUUGCAUCUCUWUCAAUUCAAGAUGUAAAAUUCGAAGUUAAGGGAUUAAUAAAACAAUAUAAUGAACA
Messenger RNA from Exaiptasia diaphana, 2049 nucleotides. RefSeq names its product neuroligin-4, X-linked. The record is from RefSeq and is a predicted model, not a curated record. The coding region runs from base 23 to 1774 and encodes 583 amino acids. NCBI's taxonomy places the organism in Eukaryota, Metazoa, Cnidaria, Anthozoa, Actiniaria, Aiptasiidae. The transcript has 6 exons.